Molecule: messenger RNA, 2271 nt
Organism: Plasmopara halstedii
Lineage: Eukaryota; Oomycota; Peronosporomycetes; Peronosporales; Peronosporaceae
Product: Endoplasmic reticulum protein EP58, contains filamin rod domain and KDEL motif
Exons: 2
Coding region: 1-2271 (756 amino acids)
Source: RefSeq, a predicted model, not a curated record
AUGGAUGAACGGCCAAUGCUUCGGGGCAUUUUCGCCUUCGAGGAUGAAGAGACCCCGGAAUGGCGGCGUGUGGUCAUGUCCGAGACGUCGGGUGGUGUACCGAAGUUCGCCACUAGGGCGGAGUGUGAGGAUUUUAUUCGUAAACACUGCUGGCGCGGCUCCAAUCCAAGCUUUCCCAAGCUGCAGCACGUAUUUUCAAUGUUUGUAAGCUGGCAACAAAUUGAAGAAGUCUUGUCACCCAAAAUUGAUGAGUAUGAUCUUAAAUUUCCGCCUGAACCUGCACCCUGUAUAAGUGCUGACAAUCGCUUCGCACACGGUGAAGGCUUAUCGAUCACCGAAAACGUCGACUACCGCGUAAACUUGCCUUUUCACCAACAAACGAAUCGCGAGUCAACAUAUAAUACUCUGCACUAUUUAUUUUAUCAUAUGCGCUGCGGCAUCUUUGUGAUGAUUCGUCGCCGGCGCGUUGUCAUCUUCGCCCCUUUUGCUAAUAAAGAUUACGAAAACAAUUGGGGACAUAACGUGACUUUUGACAGCUCCGACGGUAGUAUGUACACCUAUUAUCGCGAAAAACAGCGCUGCUACCGUCGCGAGAAUAUUAUUCAAGAUGUGAACAAGUGGUGGGCCAAUGGUAAUAUCAUUUGCAAUGAGCAUUGCAGAUAUCGCGAUCGAGAAGAUGAGACUCAGUACUGGGGAGACCAGUUCUUAACACAACUAAGGGAUAUGCUUGAGAAUGCAUGCAACAACCGCAAUAUCGCCGACUGUGAAUUUUUUAUCAACAAACGCGACUAUCCACAUUUGAAGAAAAAUCUGAGCGAGCCAUACGGCUUUUUAUUCGACAAGGAUGAUCGCGAUCCAAGUGAUGAUAUUCCGCUAACAAGACACCUUUAUGCGACGUAUGCACCAGUAAUGAGCUUUUAUGUGUCGAAGCGCUUUGCAGAUAUUCCUUUUCCUUGUUCCGAAGAUUGGGAAGCUGCGACUGGUCUUGUGUUCCCACAAUCGUUCCGACAUACGCAUUGCGACAAAUGCCCAUGUCAAAACUUUGUACACUGUGAAAACGAUUGGGAAUGUUUCUGCGACGUUGGUGCGAAUGGCCGAAAGAGACACGGCAUUGAAAGUGCGCGAGACCUGUUCACAGCAAACAAUUUCCGCAAAUUUUUCAUCCCGUGGGAAAAUAAGGUGAACACGGCAUUUUUCCGUGGCAGCGCUACUGGUGGUGGCACCACGAUUGACACUAACCAACGUCUUCACUUGGCCCAUCUUUCCACCAUUUGGAAAAAGGAUCCGACGAUGAUUUGGAAGGCCCAAAGUGAUUCUCUGGACGAGAAUAGUGUCGACCAAGAGCUGGUACCGCUUUUAAAUGCUGAGGUAACAACGUGGAAUCUCCGCGAUAAGAAAAUCGCGGGCAAGCCGAUGACGUAUUUGCACAGCAAAAAUUUUGUUUUUGAGGCUGGACGCCAGCAUUUUAUACCAAUCUACGAGCAAUCAAAGUUCAAAUACAUACUAUAUGUCGAAGGUCACUGUGCCGCGAAUCGUUACGCAUUUUUGAUGCGUCUGGGCAGCGUGAUUCUGAAGGUGGAGUCACGAUGUGUUGCCGAUGAAAUGUGGUAUUUCCCGAUCCUCAAACCUUUUGAAGACCACGUGCCCAUUAAGGCAGAUCUUUCGGACCUAGCAGAAAAGAUUAAAUGGUGUCGUGACAACGACGGUAGGUGUCAGCAAAUAGCAACAUGUGCGAAUGAACUGUAUCAAAAAUUUGUUUCAAAAGAGGCUAUUCACGACUACGUGGAAGUGAUUUGCAAUCGAGUGGCACAACGCUUUCGAGCUACGCCAAAAUGGUACAAGCGUCCAGAGUGUGUUAAUUCGAUAAAGAAGCCUGACUUUGGCCGUUGUCGUGGAAUGUGUGUUGGUGGCUCAAGCGCCCGCUAUUGCAAGCGCUGUCAGGAGAUGAAGGAAAGUGACGAUGAAGCACGAGCGAACCGUGAGUACGAGCGACAAACUUCAAGGAAUAAUUAUGGUGGCUUCUCGUACAGCAGUUUUGGUCGCGACCAUGGCCGCAAGCGUAAUCGGUCUCACGGUCAUGAUCGAUCAAGUCAUAGUCACCGUAGAGAAGAUCGUGACCGUGCUGAACGUGGCUAUGGCGGUGCCUCGAUUGACUACCGUGGUGACAAUAUGUGCGACAGGAGUCGGAGUCCAAACCGCCCACGCGUGCAGCAAUGCCGUAAAUGCCGUCGUGCAAAGUCUGCGUGUCAAUGUAGUUUUCGUGGCACAUAA